Molecule: messenger RNA, 2558 nt
Organism: Sycon ciliatum
Lineage: Eukaryota; Metazoa; Porifera; Calcarea; Leucosolenida; Sycettidae
Product: target of EGR1 protein 1-like
Exons: 7
Coding region: 300-1799 (499 amino acids)
Biological process (GO): snRNA 3'-end processing
Cellular component (GO): Cajal body; cytoplasm
Molecular function (GO): snRNA binding; metal ion binding; 3'-5'-RNA exonuclease activity
Source: RefSeq, a predicted model, not a curated record
CUGUUGGUCGGAUCGGUGACAUCAUGCGCACAUUCUUGUAAUUGUUUCGUUUUUCAAAGAGUAUGCAUGAUGAACAUUAACAAUGCGCAUUGAGAACAAAAUCAUUUCCGUUUUCUAAAAAUAGCUCGAGUUACAACUGAAGACCCUAUAAUUAUUAUGAGUGUAUUAGGUAUACUUGCGGCACUGUAAGAUACUUCUUUAGAUAAAAUCUACUGCAUGCAGGCGUCUGCUGCAUUCGUGGAGGUCCGUGGUCUGAGAAUUAGGAAGUGUUCACGAUUACUAUUUGCGUAAUUUCUCUGAUGGCUGACUUCAAAGCAGUGAAUGUCCAGGAUGUUCACGUGGAGAAUCUGGAGAGUGCGUGGCCAGCACUGCUGCAAGCUAUAAACAACUGCGAGUUCCUGGCUAUGGAUCUUGAACUCAGCGGCCUGGGAAAUCGGCGACAACUGAUGGCAUACUCUGUUGAGGAGCGCUACAAGACCCUGGCUACGACAGUGCGCACGCGUGCUGUCAUAGCUGUCGGCCUAUCCUGCUUCCGGCGUCUCAACCCCUCUUUGGACGAGGUCGGCGAGCGAUGGAUCGCACAGACGUUUGACAUCAGCACGCUUUGCUCCGAGAACUACACAGUAGAGCCGGGCGCACUGAAGUUCCUCAUCGAUCAUGGCUUUGACUUUAACAAGCAGUACGCGAAGGGCCUGCCGUACAAGCGGGGCAAUGACCAAGGAGUUGAACCAGAAAAGUCGAUCCGUUCACUCAUCAGUCUUAUCUUCACGAGUGGCCGACCGCUAGUUAUGCACAACGCCAUGGUCGACCUGGCGUUUCUCUACGGCUCGUUCUAUGCCGACUUACCAAACACGUUUGAUCAGUUUAUUGCCGACACAAGCGUGAUGUUUGCAUCUGGCCUGUAUGACACGAAAGUGAUCUCCGAGUAUCACAUGCGUCUGCCGGCGUCGUACCUGCAAUAUGUCUUCCGACACAGUCAAAGAAGGAAUUACAAGGAUUCUGUGGCUGGCCGUCGCCACAUAUCUCUUAUCUUUCUCUCUCCCGUCCUGUCUGCCAAUAUCGAUACAAUCAAGUGCAAGCUAAGGUCGUCAUUCACCGCAGCCAGUCAGAGGUCGGGUGCAGCAAGUACAGAGGCAGCGGUGCAGAAAUCUGACAUCUGUGAAAAGUUUGCUGCCUAUGGGUUUUGUCACCUGAAUAACAGCUGUCCGAAAUCACAUGAUUUGGAUGACAUCCUUGAUGUUGAAGACGCUGAAAUUGCAAAGAAGAGCCGGAAGCGGAGACAACGGGCGGAGAGAAAGGCUGCUGCACGCUCAGGUACGAACGGCAGUGCAGAAACUCAUCUAUCCGAAGGAGAAGUGUCAUCAAGUGAUGGCGAUGAAGCUGAUAGUGAUGACUCAGAACCACCAGCAAAGAAGAUUUGUAAAUCGCCAGCAGAAAGCAGCAGUGGCACGGGUACGCAGAAGGUUGCAGUGGCAAAACCAGGUCCUGCAAAUGUAGCAGCCAGUGCUUCGCUAUCAUCCAAGCCAAUUCGUAAAUGGUGCACAGGCAGUCAUCGGGCUGGCUUUGAUGCAUUCAUGACAGGCUUCUAUCUUGCGUAUUGCUUACGUCAGAAUGCACCAAAGACAAAGGCUACUGGUGGUGAUUGCGUCAGCAGCGAAUUGUUUGCACCAAUCUGGGAGCACAGAAACCGGAUCAACCUCUCUGGCAAAGACAAGCCAAUGCAGCUUGUAAAAAGUCAUUUUGCCAAGACAUCACAACAGCACAAUGAAAAAUGGGCGAAGUUGGUUUCGAAGACGUGAGAGGUUGACACUAUUCGAGCAAACCAACCCUGAGGUGGAGUACUGCUUUGCUCCCAGCCCGUACCAUUGGAGUUCUCAUUUGGUGAAGAUCAAUUCCAGCUGUUCAAGUUGGACUGGAACUAUCAGUUACCAUGCACAUGCAGGACCUGCAUGUAGGCGCUUGACUACUCAACAGCUAUCUGCACCGCCGGAUUUUAUUGUUGCUGGGAAUACGACAAUGAUUGCGUUGGCUGUUCAAGGACAUGAUGCAAACACAGCGUUGUAACGGGCACGGUGGGUGGGCAUGUGUGAAAUCAAGUGGAAUCAUUCAACAGCCACACAUUUCUUCUUUGAGUGGCAUUGGCGCCAGCUGCACAUUGCUGCAGGUGUUGUUUUGCCAAUCCCGGUGGCUUUAUUGCAGUAUUCAUAACGUCAUGUCGUGUGUCUGCUCGUCCAAUGGACACCCUGCCAUUACUUUAGCCUGUUCCCCCAGUUCAGCUCCCACCAAGUCAGAUCUAAGCUACUUGAGCAUGUUUGCCUCGUGCGAGGUGCCAUCCUUAUUACUUUUUCAUAUUCUCUUCUUCACUCCAGGGUGGAGGGAUGCCCGGUCUUGCUUCGUUCUUGCUUUUUAAUAACUGUAUGCAGUUGCUAGUCAACUUACUGCCUUGCCGGUCCAUGGUGUAAGACCGUCUAUUUUUUGCAAGCUCUGCAGUACAUGUCCUAAUAACAACCAUGAGUACCAUGCCAUUUACUUGAAAUCCGCAGAACCAGUUGAAAUGG